CUUAAAAAAAAAACACAACACAUAAACCUUAAAUCAUACAAUUGAGAACAAAAUAGUGUGUGUCUGAGAGAGAGAGAGAGAGAGAAAUGCGUUGUUACGGCUUAACAAUCCCUGGAAGCGAUCAUCGCUUCAUCACACCAACACUACCUCCUCCUUCACUAUCCUUCCGACCCACCACCAUACCCAUGACCCGAAUUUCAUUCGGGUCAUCCUUCCCAAAGCUCAGAGCCACCUUCAACGACGGGGUUGUGGCGGAGGAACGGAGCUUCUACGAUCUUCUGGGCAUACCAGAAUCCGGUUCAUUGAUGGAUAUCAAAAGCGCUUAUAAACAACUUGCAAGAAAGUAUCACCCGGAUGUUUCACCACCGGAUCGGGUCGAAGAGUAUACCAAGAGGUUUAUUCAGGUGCAGGAGGCGUAUGAAACUUUGUCUGAUCCAUCAAGAAGGAUUAUGUAUGAUAGAGAUAUGGCUAGAGGGAUUCAUCUUGCUUUCAAUGCUCGUAAAUGCUAUAAUCAUUCUGAUCAGGUGAGUGAACAAAAGGGUGAAUGGAAGUCUCGUUGGCAAUCUCAACUCGAUGGCCUGAAGAGAAGAAGUGAUAGCAAGGUCAUGGAUGGUGCUGAGAAUACGUCAUGGGCGGCUCGAAUACGCCAGCAGAGGGGGGGAUUGUGACUACAAUUCUCCUUUGUUCUCUAUGUGUAUAAUAACUGUAUAUAUAAAUAUGCAACUCUUCAUACUCUACAUCAAAUCAGAUAUAAAGUUUAUGUUUAGAAAAUAUGUACUUUCCAUUAUGCUUACCAUAUAGUUUACUUGUUUUAGAAAAAAAA
Molecule: messenger RNA, 823 nt
Organism: Medicago truncatula (barrel medic)
Lineage: Eukaryota; Viridiplantae; Streptophyta; Magnoliopsida; Fabales; Fabaceae
Product: chaperone protein dnaJ 20, chloroplastic
Exons: 2
Coding region: 87-668 (193 amino acids)
Cellular component (GO): chloroplast
Source: RefSeq, a predicted model, not a curated record